UCCAAGGGCUUAAUUUAGAAUUUUGAAGCGUUUUAAUCUGUUAAUCUCUGUUUGUCUAAAUAAGGCGGAUUAUAGUGGUCGUAAUUCACGUAAAGCUCGCAUGAUUUUCGCUGGAAUCGUGUAAAAAAUCAAUGGCAGCAAAUAAUAAACCCACUUCAGGAACGUGAAAAUCCUCACAUAAACCUGGUACCUUGGGGGUGAAAGGGGCGUGUCUAGGGGUAGCAGGGCGUGUCGUGGCAUCAGCCCCACUCCGACCGCUUUGUUUUCUCACAUCGUAGCCGGAAAUGUGGUGGCUUGAACCAUCAUUGUUCUUGCCAAGAUAAUAUUGGGAUAACAUUUCCAGAUAGCAACUGCUAGCGAUCUAAUCGCGCUCAUCGCCCAGCCAGUGUCUUGAAACUUCCCGAUAAAAUGUGAUUUAAUCGCAAUUAGGCCAGUGUGUUUGUUUUCCGCGCUCGAGAUAAAAAUAUUUGCGGUGGAGUUUAGUGUGUUUAAAUUUAUUUAAAUAACACGCGAUGAUUUAGUGCGUCUUCGAGUGUCGCGCCUAAGCUGGAUGUUGAUGAUGGACGAUGGGUGUCGCCAUUUGCUGGCGGUGUCGGACAGCCCCCUCGACCUGCGGGGCUCCUCCGACGAGCGCAAGACCCCCGAGAAGGACAAGAAGCACCAGCUCAUCAAGCCCCCGUACUCCUACAUCGCGCUCAUCACCAUGGCCAUCCUCCAGUCGCCCCAGAAGAAACUCACUCUGAGCGGCAUCUGUGAGUUCAUAAUGACCAGAUUCCAGUACUACCGGGAGAAAUUCCCAGCCUGGCAGAACUCAAUCCGCCACAACUUAUCCCUGAACGACUGCUUCAUCAAGAUCCCGCGGGAGCCGGGGAACCCCGGCAAGGGCAACUACUGGACGCUGGACCCCCUGGCCGAGGACAUGUUCGACAACGGCAGCUUCCUGCGCCGCAGGAAGCGCUACAAGCGGCCCUCCCCCAACAUCAUGCUGCGGGACCACCACGCCUCGGCGAUGGUCGCCUCUUUCCUCACCCAGGAGAACUACCAGCACUCGCUCUUCAGCCCCAACUUGCACAACCCCUACUCGUACAUUCCCGGCAUUCCGCCCAUGCUGCCGCCCAUGGACCUGUCCCGGCUCAACCUGGGGCUGGGCAUCAUGGGCCCGGGGAUCUGCAAGCCGGUGCCGGUCCAGCCGGCGGUCACGCCCGUCUCGUCCGACACCGAGGAGCUGAUCACGAGCGAGAUCAAGAAGAGCAAAAAUGGGUUUUCGAUCGACUCGAUCAUUGGCAACAAGCACCAGAAGAAAGACUCGGAUAUUUCGAGGAUUCACAACCAGGUGUCGGCCUUUUCGCCGCUGGCCGACGACUGGACGAGGUGAAAUGUUACGCCGUUUUCCCGAAUUUAGACCAAAGAUUUAGUUAAUGUGAUUUUUCAUGUUGCAAUAUUUAUUAUAGGCUUUUCAGUUUUUAGGAAGGUACGAUUAUAGCCAUUUGAUUAUAUACUAUGUAUAGAUUUGCAACUUAAAAUAAGUUUUGGCGUACUUUUAAACAUAAUGUAUUUGUGUAUUGUGUACAUAAUGCUGUAGGAUUCUUGUACAAAUGUUCUAGUUUACGUUUUUGUUAUUAGUCAUUAUUUUUACUAAAGAUUAUAUCGUAUUAUCUCUGAAUUGCUGUUCGUCAGGAAAUUUUUGCUGUGUCACCACGUAACUUAUGUAAAUAGUUGGCGACAGAAGUUUUCAAGCAAUUACCAAAUUCAUUUGUAGCACAUAGAUAAGGCGAGAUUUCAAAUUAAAAUAAAUUCAUAAUUAAA
Molecule: messenger RNA, 1806 nt
Organism: Tribolium castaneum (red flour beetle)
Lineage: Eukaryota; Metazoa; Arthropoda; Insecta; Coleoptera; Tenebrionidae
Product: forkhead box protein D3
Exons: 1
Coding region: 551-1375 (274 amino acids)
Biological process (GO): regulation of transcription by RNA polymerase II; anatomical structure morphogenesis; cell differentiation
Molecular function (GO): RNA polymerase II cis-regulatory region sequence-specific DNA binding; DNA-binding transcription factor activity, RNA polymerase II-specific
Source: RefSeq, a predicted model, not a curated record